This is a messenger RNA of Eptesicus fuscus (big brown bat), 1160 nucleotides long. It is a transcript of the gene GP1BB, whose product is annotated as glycoprotein Ib platelet subunit beta. Lineage: Eukaryota; Metazoa; Chordata; Mammalia; Chiroptera; Vespertilionidae. The record is from RefSeq and is a predicted model, not a curated record. The transcript has 2 exons. Bases 1 to 915 code for a protein of 304 amino acids.
AUGCCCUCCUGUCCUGGUGACGGGAGAACAAUGUUGGUGAACGUCGCUGCGGGUGUCCGAGUGCUCCUUUCGCCCCUGGGCCGCGUGGGGGCGGAAGUUCUGGAGGCGCUGGGCCCGGCGAUAGGGCUCUAUCAGCGGCCCGCAGCGCCUGCGGAGGCAGCCGUGGGGUUAUUUCUGGCCCGGGCAGCUGUGCUGUGGUCGGUGUACCAGGAGCGCCGGGGCCUGGGAGGGACGUGGCGGCCUUAUCUCCUGGUUCUCGGGCAAACGCCUCCACUCCAGAGCAAGCCGGGCCGCCAACCUCUCGCCAUGGGCUCUGGGCCGCACGGGGCGCUGAGCCUACUGCUCCUGCUGCUCGCGCUGCUGAGCCGCCCGGCCGUGGGCUGCCCCGCGCCCUGUCGCUGCGCCGGGACGCGCGUGGACUGCGGGCGCCGCGGGCUGACGUGGGCCUCGCUGCCGGCCGACUUCCCACCGGACACAACCGAGCUGGUGCUGACGGGCAACAACUUGACGGCGCUGCCGCUGGGGCUGCUGGACAGGCUGCCCGUGCUGCGCGCGGCGCACCUGAGCGCCAACCCCUGGCGCUGCGACUGCCGCCUGGUGCCGCUGCGCGCCUGGCUGGCCGGCCGCCCCGAGCGCGCGCUCUACCGCGACCUGCGCUGCGCCGCGCCCCCGGCGCUGCGGGGCCGCCUGCUGCCCUACCUGACCGAGGAGGAGCUGCGCGCCGCCUGCUCGACCGGUGCGCUCUGCUGGGGGGCGCUGGCGGCCCAGCUGGUGCUGCUCGGCCUCGGGCUGCUGCACGCGCUGCUGCUGGCGCUGCUGCUGCGCCGCUUGCGAAGGCUGCGCGCCCGCGCCAUCCACCGCCUGUCGCUGACCGCCCCGCUAGUGGCGGAGCCGGCCGGUGACAGCGAGUCCUAGGAGAAACGGACCGGCGCUGAGCGAGGUGGGCCUGCCAAUUGGACAGGACCCUGCCCCAGGAGCCCUCGCCCUAACCUGAAGGCCACUCUCCUCCAGCCAGGCUUCAUCUUCCAGGCCCCGCCCCGUCUGCAGGCCCUGGUCCAGCGGGCGGUUGCUGCAAGCCCACCACUAAGCCCUGGGAACCAACUGCAGCCCAGACCCUGCGGGGUCCCUCACGCCAAACUCCAGUGCAGAAUAAACCCUAA